AUGUUUUUCAAAUCACGCAUACGCAAAUCGAAAUCAUGGUCUGCACCUAUUCGGCAAACGCGUCAAAUUGAAGUGCUUCAUGACAAUCCUCAAAAUGCAUUCUUAUGUGGAAAAAAUGCUGAAUAUGGCGGCCCAGUUGGUAAUAGCAGUGAUAAUAGUAGUAGUGGUGCGACAGUUGGAUUUGAUCAACCUGCUUCACUCCUAAAUUUUGCCAUCUCUGAAUUAGUAAAUACGGAACAAAGUUAUGUUCGUGAAUUAAAAUCAAUCGUUGAUUUUUAUAUUAGACCAUUUGAGGCACCUGAAAAUGAGCAUUUAAUAACAUCUCAUUUAAGGGAUCGUUCUGAUAUAUUAUUUGGUAAUAUUCCUGACUUGUUGAAUUUUCACAGUAACUAUCUUUUGGCUGAUUUUCUGGCUGCGGGAAAUUCAAUAAACGAAAUAUGCCGAUGUUUUCUCAAUCAUCGUAAUAAAUUCCUCCAACUUUAUCAUCAUUACUGUCAAAAUAAACCCUUAGGUGAAGCAUUACGACGGGAACAACAACCGGACGGAGCGGUUGCUAAAUUUUUUAUGGAAUGUCAAAAACGAGCUGGACAUCCAUUACCAUUAAGUGCUUAUUUAUUGAAACCGGUGCAAAGGAUUACCAAAUAUCAACUUUUGUUAAAAGAAGUACACCGUCACUGUUCAGAUCAAGCUAAGCCUCAUGUUGAUGAAGCUUUAACCUCUAUGUUAGAUCUCUUGGCUCAGCUUAAUACAUCAAUGCAUCAAUUACAUAUUGCUGGAUUUGUAGGUGAUUUAUGUCAAAUGGGUCCAUUAAGACUUCAAAAUGAAUGUGACAUUUAUCCAUUCAAGAAGAGAACUCGUCGUCUUAAUAAACCUCAACGUCGACAUUUGUUCCUAUUUGAUGGUGGUUUAUUAUUUUGCAAAAAACGAUCACAAUCUUUGCCGUACGCUUCUGAAUAUUAUGAACAUAAGUUAUCUAUACCAACGUGUAGUCUUGGCUUCUCGGAAACAUCAAAGACAUCAUCUGUACGUUUUGAAGUUUGGGAUGAGACGAAAAAUGAAGCAUAUGUAGUGCAACCUAUUGAUGAAUCUGCUCGGAUAAAAUGGAUACAACGACUUUAUAGGAUAGUUGGUGAACGUGUAACGCAUCGUGAUCGAUUAAGUCAACAACAUCGACCGAUGCGCCCACAAUCUUGGGCUUCAACAAUUUCCACUGAUAGUAUUCGUUCUUCCGACACAACCACAGAUAGUAGUGUUGUGGAUGGAAAUGGUAACAAUUCAAAUGGUAUUUAUUGUUCAUCUCCCUCUUCCGGAUCACCAACAUUUGUUCCGAUUAUAUCGGAUGAAGAUCCGGAUAAUAAUAUCACUACAAAUGAUCAGCUACAAACACGUUCAUACAGUUGUCCAGAGAAUUCACUAGGAAGCUUAUCACCACUAUCAUCAUCAACAACGACAACAAAACCAGCAACAACGGCAACAAUACCAUCAGCAGGUGUACUAAAUACAAUAUUAGCAAAAUCAUUGACAACAACAACAGCGACACCAUUAAAUACAAUUAUUGAAAGCUCUUCAUCUACUGAAUUAUUUGCAACAAUUUAG
This is a messenger RNA of Brugia pahangi, 1596 nucleotides long. The record is from the annotation of a GenBank genome assembly. NCBI's taxonomy places the organism in Eukaryota, Metazoa, Nematoda, Chromadorea, Rhabditida, Onchocercidae.